AUGCAACAUCUCCUUUUCUCAGCGCUAGCUUUAAGCGCCACCGUUCACGCCUAUGGUUCGGGAAGUGCUGGCUGGGAUUCAGCUUACUCAAGAGCCAGAGCAGCUCUGCAAAAGCUGAACCAGACUGAGAAAGUUGGCAUUGUCACCGGCGUGACCUGGGAGGGAGGGCCUUGCGUGGGCAAUACCUAUGCUCCCAGCUCAAUUGACUAUCCUUCUUUGUGCCUCCAAGACUCUCCUUUGGGUAUUCGCUUUGCCAACCCGGUAACAGCAUUCCCGGCAGGGAUCAACGCAGGGGCAACAUGGGACCGUAGUCUUCUGUAUGCACGCGGUGCUGCGAUGGGCGCAGAGGCGAAAGGUCUCGGUGUCCAUGUGCAACUAGGUCCAGUAGCUGGACCUCUGGGCAAGAAUCCCAAUGGUGGUAGAAACUGGGAAGGAUUCUCGGUUGACCCGUAUCUCAGUGGUGUCGCCAUGGAAGAGACAAUCCAAGGCAUGCAGGACUCGGGUGUUCAAGCCUGUGCCAAGCACUGGCUUGGCAACGAGCAAGAGCAUAACCGGGAUACCAUUAGCUCCAACAUUGGUGAUCGGGCCGCGCACGAGCUAUACGUAUGGCCGUUUAUGAACGCUGUCAAGGCCAAUGUCGCGUCAGUGAUGUGCUCUUAUAACAAGGUCAACGAGACCUGGGCCUGCGAGAGCGAUGCCAUCCUAAAUGAGCUCAUGAAGAAGGAGCUCGGAUUCCCUGGAUAUGUGGUAAGCGACUGGAAUGCGCAGCACAGUACCGUCAAUAGCGCAUUAGUCGGUCUUGACAUGACCAUGCCUGGCAGUGACUUCAACUCUCCACCCGGCAGCAUCUUCUGGGGAUCAAAUCUAGCCAAAGCUGUGGCCGACGGCUCGGUCCCACAAGCCCGCCUCGACAACAUGGUUACUCGUAUUUUGGCUGCUUGGUAUCUCCUUGGCCAGGACCAGGGCUACCCAAAGGUCUCGUUUAGCUCCUGGGAUGGUGGCAAAGCGACUGUUGAUGUGACGGGGGAUCAUGCCAGCGUUGUUCGCACUGUCGCCCGUGACUCUAUCGUUCUUUUAAAAAAUGCGGGCGACGCUCUACCCCUUCGACGACCCAAGAGCCUGGCCAUCAUUGGAGAGGAUGCUGCUGUUAACCCGGAUGGACCCAACGCAUGCAGUGAUCGAGGCUGCAACAACGGCACAUUAGCUAUGGGAUGGGGCAGUGGCACCGCGCAGUUCCCGUAUCUCGUCGCGCCUCUCGAUGCAAUUCAAGUUCAGGCCAAGAAGGACGGCACAAAGAUUAUUCAGAGCACCACCGAUAGCACUUCCGAUGCAGCCUCCGCUGCAGCUGCGGCCGAGACUGCCGUGGUCUUCAUCAAUUCAGAUGCAGGUGAAGGGUACAUCACAGUUGAGGGCAAUGCCGGAGACAGAAACAACCUUGACCCUUGGCACAAUGGAAAUGAGCUCGUCAAGUCUGUCGCAGCUGUCAACAAACAUGUAAUCGUUGUUGUCCACAGUGUUGGUCCAGUGACACUGGAGACAAUCCUGGCACUGCCGUCCGUGAAGGCAAUUGUCUGGGCAGGACUACCAGGCCAGGAAAGCGGAAAUGCGUUGGUAGACGUGCUGUACGGAACCGUCUCCCCAAGCGGCAAGCUUCCUUACACGAUCGCCAAAGCCGCCGGAGACUACGGAGCAACCUGGAAUGACGCACAAGUUGAUGACUUCACUGAGGGCCUGUUCAUUGACUACCGUCAUUUCGACCAGAAUGGGAUCACUCCUCGCUACGAGUUUGGAUACGGCUUGUCUUACACAAAGUUUGACUACACCGGAAUUGCAGUUGAUGUACACGCCAGAGCGGGACCGUCAACUGGCAAGGUCAUUCCGGGAGGCCCAGCAGAUCUAUUCAAGUCUGUCGGCACAAUUUCUACUACUGUGCGCAAUACAGGUAAGGUAGCUGGUGCUGAGAUUGCACAGCUUUACAUCGGCCUGCCAAACUCGGCACCGAGUACUCCGCCCAAGCAACUUCGCGGGUUCCAGAAACUCAGGCUUGAGCCGAAACAAUCGAGCAGAGCCAUUUUCGAGCUCACCCGGCGUGAUCUCAGUUACUGGGAUGUGACGACGCAGAAAUGGGUUGUCCCUACCGGCAAAUUCAGCAUUUACGUUGGUAGUUCCAGUCGUGAUAUUCGUCAGCAUGGCUCGUUCACUGUCGGAAAUUCAUGGGGUAACUGA
This is a messenger RNA of Penicillium canescens, 2226 nucleotides long. RefSeq names its product beta-glucosidase. Gene Ontology annotation, biological process: glucan catabolic process. Gene Ontology annotation, molecular function: beta-glucosidase activity. NCBI's taxonomy places the organism in Eukaryota, Fungi, Ascomycota, Eurotiomycetes, Eurotiales, Aspergillaceae. The transcript has 4 exons. The record is from RefSeq and is a predicted model, not a curated record. Bases 1 to 2226 code for a protein of 741 amino acids.